Cyprinodon variegatus (sheepshead minnow) is the source of this 1881-nucleotide messenger RNA. It is a transcript of the gene enox2, whose product is annotated as ecto-NOX disulfide-thiol exchanger 2-like. The record is from RefSeq and is a predicted model, not a curated record. NCBI's taxonomy places the organism in Eukaryota, Metazoa, Chordata, Actinopteri, Cyprinodontiformes, Cyprinodontidae. Gene Ontology annotation, molecular function: protein-disulfide reductase activity; RNA binding. Gene Ontology annotation, cellular component: plasma membrane; external side of plasma membrane. The coding region runs from base 1 to 1590 and encodes 529 amino acids. The transcript has 12 exons. Gene Ontology annotation, biological process: ultradian rhythm.
AUGGCUGUAGGAACCUACCUUCCUCCUCCAGCCACAAGGGAACGCCCCCCAGGUUGCAAGACCGUGUUUGUCGGUGGUUUGCCGGAAAACGCCACGGAACAGCUCAUCAUGGAGGUUUUUGGGCAGUGCGGCGAUAUCACGGCCAUUCGCAAAAGCAAGAAGAACUUCUGCCACAUCAGAUUCGCAGAGGAGUCCACAGUAGACAAGGCUCUCUUCCUGUCUGGUUAUCGAAUCCGUUUGGGCUCCAGCACAGACAAAAAGGACACCGGUCGCCUCCACGUUGACUUUGCACAGGCCAGAGAUGACCUGUAUGAGUGGGAGUGCCGCCAGCGCAUGCUGGCCCGAGAGGAGCGCCACAGGCGCAAGAUGGAGGAGGAUCGCCUGCGGCCGCCCUCCCCUCCUCCGAUUGUCCACUAUUCAGAGCAUGAGUGCAGCCAGCUGGGGGACAAAAUCAAAGACGAUGGAAAGUUUCCAGAGGCCGUGCGAGUGCUCCUGACCUGGCUGGAAAGGGGGGAAGUCAAUCGCAGAAAUGCCAACAACUUCUACUCCAUGAUCCAGUCCUCCAACAGCCACAUCCGCCGGCUGAUUGGUGAGAAGAGUCAGCACGAGAAGGAGAUGGAGGAGGCCAAAGACAAGUUCAAGACGGCUCUGGCUGGCAUAGUGGCUCAAUUUGAGCAGAUUGUGUCUGUAUUCCAAGCUGCUUCCAAACAAAAGGCAUGGGACCAUUUCUCCAAAGCUCAGCGCAAGAACUUGGACAUGUGGCGCAAACAAGUCGAGGAGAUCAGAAACAUGCACAACGAGCAGCUGAUGGACAUCAGACGUGAAGAGGAGAUGGAGAUGUCUGAUGAUGAUAUGGAGGAUGUCCCUGACAGCAAAGACUCUGAAGACUCAGGUGUUUCCCAAGCAGAAGCCUUAAAGGAGGAGAACGACUCCCUGCGCUGCCAGCUGGACGCCUACAGGAACGAGGUGGAGCUGCUCAAACAGGAGCAAGGAAAGAACCAGCCGGUGCGGAGUGAGGAGGACAGCACUCAUUCCCAGCAGCUCAGCUUCCUGCAGCAGGCUCUGCAAGGCAUGCAAAAGCAACUGUUAAAAAUGAGGGAUGAACUGAAGCAGCGAGAGGCUGAGCUGGAAAAGAGUAUGGAGGACAAACAGCACCUAAAGUCACAAGUCCAGAAUCUGAAGGAGACUCUCCAGAAGCUGCAGAGCACACAGACGAUACAGCUGGAGAUGUCGAAGCCUGGUGAUGGAUGCAGUGAGGACAGCGACAAUCAGACCGCUGAUGCCACACUUUCCUGCAGCCAGGAGAAGAGAGGUCCCACAGAGAAGAACUCAACAAGCCCCAUUCACUCAGAGAGGGAAGCCUUGCUUGUUGGGAUCAUCUCAACCUUCCUGCACGUCCACCCGUUUGGAGCCAGCAUCGAGUACAUCUGUUCCUACCUCCAGCGUUUGGACACCAAGAUUAACCCCAGUGAGGUGGAGGCUCUCCUUUCCCGGCUGCCCUGCACCUUCAGGCAGGAGCUAACUGGUGUCGGAGCGAGUCUGGAGAAACGCUGGAACUUCUGCGGCUUUGAAGGCAUCAAAAGCACCUAGAAUUCUGCAAGGGACACUUGUGGGGCUUGGAGGAGACGACAGGCAGCACAGACUCUGUAGCAAUGUGAAGGAUACAGCAUCUAGCUCACAACUAUCAAACACUCAGAACUGAACCCUGACUGUAGAAGGGACACGGAGGACUGAUCUCAGAUCAAGCGGCGAUGUUCCACGAGCACUUCAGGGACCGUGUAGGUGGCAGAGACUUUAAAACAUCAUCGCUGCUGAGACCGAGCGUCUAUGAUGGAGUCCUCAGAAGCUUGAUCUCCACCGUUUCUGUGCAUCUGCAAAAUA